AUGAAAAAACUCAUCAGGUCCAGACAUAAGUUAAUUGACUUGAAUCCGCAACAUAUGCAAUGCUCGUUCAUAUUAGAAAUUUGUGCUAGUGAUAGAUUGUAUAAUAUAAAAAAUGAAGUUGUUGUAACCCAACUUAUCACAAAUAGACAAUUAUGGAAACACGUAAUAAUAAUUCCUUUAAAUAGGAUUCAAGCGUAUAAAUUAUCAGCUGAGAGACUCACGAAUGCUAAACGGAUGGCUCCUGAGAAAGUAGAUCUAGCAUUGACAUUAAUCGGUUAUGAUCAUGAAACUGCUAUAGAAUAUAUAUUUGAAAAUACCUUGAUAAUUACAAAUGCAAAUAGAGCUAAAAAAGUGAAUUUUAACAGGAAUGUACAAACUAAAUCUGUUAUUAUUGAAGGAGAUGUUUAUGAUCCUACUGGAACUCUUUAG
Molecule: messenger RNA, 429 nt
Organism: Funneliformis geosporum
Lineage: Eukaryota; Fungi; Glomeromycota; Glomeromycetes; Glomerales; Glomeraceae
Source: the annotation of a GenBank genome assembly